CGGCAGGGUGUGCUUCCUGGUGCCACGUCAGGAGUGUCCGUCGCUUGUGUCCAUUGACUACAGUCAUGCUACAGUCUGUAGUUUGUUCCAUAGGCACACAAGACUGACAUGUAGCUCGACCAAUCAGAGGGCGCUAUGAAAGAGGGCGUUUGGUUCUGAUUCAGUGAAAUUUAAUGGGGGCGAAGCUUAUCUGUUAGGCGUUCCUAGUGUCUCGGGUAGUUGUAAUUGGCAGCCAAGCUGUAGAAAUGUGUGGAAUCUUUGCUUAUCUCAACUACCAUGUGCCGAGGACUCGCCGUGAGAUCCUUGAGAUCCUUCUCAAAGGUCUGCGGCGUCUGGAGUACAGAGGCUAUGACUCUGCAGGUGUGGGAAUUGAUGGGGGUAACGGCAAGGAGUGGAAGUCAAAUGCCAAGUCUAUCCAACUGAUCAAGCAACGCGGAAAAGUGAAGGCUCUUGAUGAGGAAAUCCACAAACAGCAGGAUAUUGACCUGGAUGUAGAGUUUGAUGUUCACCUUGGCAUUGCCCACACCCGCUGGGCCACCCAUGGCGCACCAAACCCAGUCAACAGCCAUCCACAAAGAUCUGACAAGACCAACGAGUUCAUUGUUAUUCACAAUGGAAUUAUUACUAACUACAAAGACCUGAGGAAAUUCCUGGAGAGUAAAGGUUACGAGUUUGAGUCAGAGACUGAUACAGAGACUAUAGCCAAACUGGUGAAGUACAUGUAUGACAACCGGGAAAGUGAUGACAUCAAUUUUGCCACACUGGUAGAACGGGUGACCCAGCAACUGGAAGGAGCAUUUGCCCUGGUCUUUAAGAGUGUCCACUACCCCGGAGAGGCAGUUGGCACAAGGAGGGGAAGUCCUCUACUGAUUGGAGUGCGUAGUGAUCACAAGCUGUCCACAGAUCAUAUUCCUGUGCUUUACCGCUGCUGUAAGUUUAAAUUUUUGUUUUUGCCUAAAUUGUUCACAUGUGAAUGGGCUUAUGUGACUGAGACCCAAUUUCAUCUUUUGUCAGCUGGUAAAGACAAGAAGAGCUGCAGUGCCCUACCCAGGACAGACCAGGACACCUGCCUGUUCCCUGUAGAUGAGAAAGCUGUGGAGUACUACUUUGCCUCUGAUGCAAGUGCAGUGAUCGAGCACACAAACCGAGUGAUAUUCCUGGAGGAUGACGAUGUGGCUGCUGUGAUGGAUGGCCGGCUGUCCAUCCAUAGGAUAAAACGCAGGGCUGGAGACUACCAAGGCCGUGCCAUCCAGACCCUCCAGAUGGAACUACAGCAGAUCAUGAAGGGCAACUACAGCGCCUUCAUGCAGAAGGAGAUCUUUGAGCAGCCAGAGUCUGUGGUCAACACCAUGAGAGGGAGAGUCAACUUUGACAACAACACAGUGAUACUGGGAGGACUGAAGGACCACAUCAAAGAGAUCCAGAGAUGCCGGCGACUUAUCCUUAUUGCCUGCGGCACCAGCUACCAUGCUGGAGUAGCAACCCGUCAGGUCCUGGAGGAGCUAACCGAGCUGCCUGUCAUGGUAGAGCUGGCCAGCGACUUCCUGGACAGGAAUACUCCUGUCUUUCGAGAUGACGUCUGCUUCUUUAUCAGUCAGUCAGGGGAGACUGCUGACAGCCUCAUGGCCCUGCGCUACUGUAAGGAGAGAGGUGCUCUGACUGUGGGCAUCACCAACACAGUGGGCAGCUCCAUCUCCAGGGAAACUGACUGCGGCGUUCACAUCAAUGCUGGCCCAGAGAUUGGAGUAGCCAGCACCAAGGCCUACACCAGCCAGUUUGUGGCCCUGAUCAUGUUUGCACUGUUGAUGUGUGACGAUAGGAUUUCCAUGCAGGCCAGACGCCGUGAGAUAAUCCAGGGCCUGAGAGUACUUCCAGAUUUGAUUAAAGAGGUCCUCAGUUUGGAUGAUGAGAUCCAGAAGUUGGCGACGGAGCUGUACCAGCAGAAAAGCGUACUGAUCAUGGGCAGAGGCUACCAUUAUGCUACUUGCCUGGAAGGAGCAUUGAAAAUCAAGGAGAUCACAUACAUGCAUUCAGAAGGCAUCCUGGCCGGAGAAUUGAAACAUGGUCCGCUGGCCCUGGUGGAUAAACUCAUGCCGGUCAUCAUGAUCAUCAUGAGAGACCACACUUACGUCAAAUGUCAGAAUGCCUUGCAGCAAGUUGUCGCCCGCCAGGGCCGUCCUAUUGUAAUUUGUGACAAAGAUGAUUACGAGACCAUCAAGAACUCCAGCCGUACGAUCAAAGUGCCACACUGUGUGGACUGUCUGCAGGGCAUCCUGAGCGUCAUCCCACUGCAGCUGCUGUCCUUCCACCUGGCUGUCCUCCGAGGUUACGAUGUGGACUGUCCAAGAAAUCUGGCCAAGUCUGUGACAGUAGAGUGAAUCAUAUCCUUCAUCGCUUAACAACAGAAGCCUGGCAGACACAUAUUCAAACAGACUACGAGGGAGCUGUAAACAAGAGCAAAGAAGACAGUGCCCUGUUUUUGUGUUACAGCUUUUUUUUUUUCUUUUCUUUUAAAUGUGAUCUUGUACUCAACAGUCAUGUAUCUCACUGUUGCAUAUUAUCUAUAUCUGUCUGUUCCAUCAGCAACCUUUGAUAUUAUUUUCAUAUUAGUGUUAGAAAAGUUGUCCAUGGUGCCAGGGUUUGGGUUGGCGCUGACACAUCGUUAUAACUCUUUGGGUUUUUGAACCUGUAGCAACUGAUAGUGACCAGGAUUUAUUUUUUUCAUGCUCAAAAACUGUUUAUUUGCGCUCAUUGGUCUCACUGGGAGCUGAUGUUAAAGCUGCUGACUGACAGUAGUUGGGGUUAAAAGACCUCACUGCCUCAUUUAGUUUGCUUUAGUGCAAUGAUUUGUAGUAUAGUUGGGAUAGAUUUUGGCAGCUAAUUGUUUCAAGUGUCUUUGCUCCACAGUUGUGGUAAAUGACAGUCUUAAAUCAUUCCAAACCACAGGUCGCUACUUCCUCAUGAUUACACCAGUUUGGCAGUUUUGACUCAGUUUUUCCUCUUGGAGUUUCUUCCGAGGAGAUGCAGCGUGGUAACCAUCGUGCACCAUCAUAAGUUGGAUCACAGAAAAGCUCUUGAAUAUACUGCUGUGUAAAAUCUUCUUGGGGAGAUGACCAAAGCUUGCUCUGGUGUAGACACCCAGUGUUUUUCAUUUAAAACUGCAGUCUUGUUACGUUAAUCCUUGUUUACUGACCCACCUACAUCCAAGAGCGAGGCUCUGUUCUGUGACCACACACAGUUUCUGCUUUUACUCUUCUCUGUAAAUUACACUCACUCACUGUAAGUGCUUUGUGCACAAAUUCAUUUUUGUGUUGACCUCUGCCUUCCUGCUCAAGGGACAUUGUCAGGCUUUUCUGGGCUCCAGUUUACAGUAGACCUGUAACUGAAA
Molecule: messenger RNA, 3388 nt
Organism: Monopterus albus (swamp eel)
Lineage: Eukaryota; Metazoa; Chordata; Actinopteri; Synbranchiformes; Synbranchidae
Gene: gfpt1
Product: glutamine--fructose-6-phosphate transaminase 1
Exons: 18
Coding region: 246-2378 (710 amino acids)
Biological process (GO): UDP-N-acetylglucosamine metabolic process; carbohydrate derivative biosynthetic process; fructose 6-phosphate metabolic process
Molecular function (GO): L-glutamine:D-fructose-6-phosphate transaminase (isomerizing) activity; carbohydrate derivative binding
Source: RefSeq, a predicted model, not a curated record